AACAAGCUCAUCCCUGGGAACGGCCCGGCCUCGACCGCCGUGCUCCUGCUCCAGGCCGGUGUUGGCGACCUGCCACCCCUGGUGGUCGCCGCCGAUGAGAUGGUCGCCGGGAACGCGCACGUUAUCCAUGAAGAUGGCGUGCUGGUCGUGGCCCACGAGCAGCUCCAUCUCCCUUACCUCCAGCCCCUCCGAAGGCAUCGGGAUCAUGAAGUAACCCAUGUUCCUGUGCCGGGGCGCGUCAUCGUCCGUGACCAUCGGCCCAAAGAGGUAGUCGGGGCCUUCCGCGUCCCACUCGGGACGUGGCUUUCCGCUGAUGAAGACGUUCUGACCGGUGAGCAGCCAGUCGUCACCAUCCCGAACGGCGCGGCUGGUGUAGCUGGCCAGGUCUGCGCCGGACCGGGGCUCGGGUGUACUUCUGCCACAUGAUCUUCUCACCCCUCAGUAUGGGGGCGAGGAACUUCUCCUUCUGCUCGUCGGUGGUCCACACCAGGAGAGCAGGGAAGCCAGUCUGGUUGUUCAUAGCCCUCACCACCCUGGCGUUGGAAAACUCCUCAUCCAGAAUGGUCUCAUGGUCUCCUGACAGGCCUCCUCCUCCGUACGCCUUGGGGAAGGUGGGAUACAGCCAGCCCUUGGCGGCCAUAUCCCGAUGCUUCUCUCGCCAGAACAGGUAGUGCUCCUUGGAGAAGUCCCGGGCGUCUACAGGAUCCUUCAUCUCUUCAGGAAUGUUCUCACCCAGCCAGGUGCGCACUUCCUUCCGAAACUCCUCUUGCUCCGGUGUAUACGGCAAUGCCCAAUCCAUUUCGCGCUCCUUUCUCCGACACGGCCCCUCUAUGUUCUUUAGCUAAUCCACCAGGGGCCUUCACUCCGUGCCUCAUCAAGGCCCCAAUGCCGCGCAGCCUUGCCGUCCAUACCAACAACGCAC
This is a messenger RNA of Geodia barretti, 922 nucleotides long. Lineage: Eukaryota; Metazoa; Porifera; Demospongiae; Tetractinellida; Geodiidae. The record is from the annotation of a GenBank genome assembly.